AACCCCAGUUCAAUCAUCAAUCAUAGAGAGCAGGGUGUUGUGUGCCCGGCCGCCCGCGGCGUGUGCGAAGAAAGGGAGGGAAAAGGGCGACCUUUUCCGGGGCAGCCAGAUUCCAUUCCUUGCGCAGGAGUACUAGUACGGCUACCCUCCCACUUCUACUUCCUCCUAGUAGGCUGCCGUGGAAUCAGCUAGAAGAGCAAGGCAAAGCAGCAGGGGUGCGGGCGAGAACUCACAACUAGCAGCACCACACCAGCAGCCUCCCUCCCCUCCUUCCCUGCCUUUUUCCCCACUCCCAGCCAUCCAUAUUCUUCCUUCCUUCCUUCCUUCCUCGUGAAGGCGUCGAGCUUUGUGUUCUUGCUUUCCUCUGCUAGACAGGAAGAAUCCCUGCGUGUUCGUUCUUGCCUUCGCUUCAUCCAGGAGCUGCUUGGAGAGAGCUUCCCUUUGCCGGCGUCCUCACUCAGUCACUCACCGACGGUCCCAGUGGACUGAGGCGAAACUUCUCGGAGCCGGAACAGGGAUGGCCGCCGCGCCGCCGCCUAAGGCCGACGAGCUCCAGCCGUUCCCGCCCAAGGAGCAGCUGCCCGGCGUCGCCUUCUGCAUCACCAGCCCGCCGCCAUGGCCCGAGGCCAUUUUACUAGGAUUCCAGCAUUUCAUCGUCAUGCUGGGCACCACUGUCAUUAUACCCAGCUCGCUCGUUCCUCAGAUGGGAGGCGGAAAUGAAGAGAAAGCCCGGGUGGUUCAGACGAUAUUGUUCGUGGCUGGCAUAAACACCCUGUUCCAAACAUUCUUCGGGACACGCCUUCCGGUUGUGAUGGGUGGCUCAUACAUCUUCGUCGGACCCACCAUCUCCAUCAUCUUGGCUGGACGGUACAGCAAUGAAGCAGACCCUCACGAGAAAUUCUUGCGGACGAUGAGGGGAACGCAAGGUGCUCUCCUAAUUGCGUCGACAAUUCAGAUCAUACUUGGGUUCAGUGGGCUCUGGCGCAAUGUAGUCAAAUUAUUGAGUCCGCUGGCAGCUGUUCCUCUAGUAUCACUUGUCGGAUUUGGGCUUUAUGAGCUUGGCUUUCCAGGGGUAGCGAAAUGUGUUGAAAUUGGCCUUCCAGAAGUUUUCCUGUUGGUUGUAUUUUCUCAGUAUUUGUCUCAAGUUCUGGAUUUCGGGAAGUCUGUCUUUAGCCGGUUCAGUGUUCUUUUCACUGUCUCUAUUGUGUGGCUGUAUGCUUACAUUCUCACCAUCGGUGGUGCUUACAAGAAUUCUCCACCGAAGACACAGGUGCAUUGCCGUGUUGAUCGUUCAGGCCUUAUUUCAGGAGCGCCUUGGAUAAGUGUUCCAUACCCCUUUCAGUGGGGUGCUCCAACAUUUGACGCUGGAGAAGCUUUUGCAAUGAUGAUGACUUCAUUCAUUGCUCUUGUAGAGUCAACUGGCGCCUUCAUUGGUGCUUCAAGAUAUGCAAGUGCAACUAUGAUUCCUCCAUCAAUUAUUAGUCGGGGCGUGGGAUGGCAGGGCAUUGGCCUCUUGCUUGAUUCAUUUUUUGGGACAGCCACCGGGACAUCAGUUUCAGUAGAGAAUAUCGGAUUGCUUGCAUUGACACGUAUUGGCAGCCGGAGAGUAGUACAAAUAUCUGCAGGGUUCAUGAUUUUCUUCUCUGUCCUUGGAAAAUUUGGAGCUUUGUUUGCAUCGAUUCCACUGCCCAUAUUUGCUGGCAUGUACUGUCUCUUCUUCGCAUAUGUUGGUGGUGUUGGCCUGAGCUUACUUCAAUUCUGCAAUCUAAACAGCUUUAGGACCAAGUUCAUCAUGGGGUUUGCUUUCUUCAUGGGCUUAUCAGUUCCUCAGUACUUCAAUGAGUAUACAGCUGUUGCAAGUUAUGGUCCAGUGCACACUGGCGCCAGAUGGUUCAAUGACAUGAUAAACGUGCCAUUCUCGUCAAAGCCGUUCGUCGCUGGGUUGGUAGCCUACAUCCUGGACAACACCCUUCAGAUAAAGGAAAGCGCGGUGAGGAAGGACAGAGGCAACCACUGGUGGGAAAAGUUCAGGAGCUUCAAGAAAGACGCGAGGAGCCAAGAGUUCUACUCGUUGCCGUUCAAUCUGAACAAAUUCUUCCCUUCGGUCUGAUCUCAAUGGCGCUGCUAAAUGAAUUCUGGAACCAAACCGUUGUUCAUAUGUGAACAUAAUUCUGCUGGUCUGGCCAGUGGAAGCUUCUUGUCACCAAUGUUGGUCAAUUUUGUGUAUUUUCGGACGAGAUGGAGUAAUUGGACAGUAGAAUUAUUAGGACUGAAGUAUAUUACGUUCUUUUUUGUGAUCUACAUGGAUCAGCGUCUGAUAAUCUGGUUGUAGUUUCUUUUGUCAAGCUGGCAAUGUACAUCAGUAUUACAACUUAUGUAGCUUUCAUAGCCAAGGUAGAAUGAUAAUUGAUGUGUUAAAGUUGUUAAUUUGUGCCGUAGAAGUAAA
This is a messenger RNA of Sorghum bicolor (sorghum), 2446 nucleotides long. Its product is annotated as nucleobase-ascorbate transporter 6-like. Gene Ontology annotation, biological process: transmembrane transport. Gene Ontology annotation, molecular function: transmembrane transporter activity. Gene Ontology annotation, cellular component: membrane. The record is from RefSeq and is a predicted model, not a curated record. Lineage: Eukaryota; Viridiplantae; Streptophyta; Magnoliopsida; Poales; Poaceae. The transcript has 14 exons. The coding region runs from base 518 to 2110 and encodes 530 amino acids.